UUGGGCAUUACAAUUCCCCGAGUUAUACUGAAUUUAAGAUUAUAGCAGUAUAUUUAAAUUUCAAACUUUGUAAAUGAAGGAGAUAUAAUAAAGCGUUUGCGGGAAGAACUACUAAAAUGAGGUUAGCUCAGUGUGUUUUGCUAUUCAUCUGUUUAAAAGUAAUUAAUGCAAAAAUAAACAUAGAUGUUACAACGACCGCUGACAAUGAUGUAACAGUAAAAUAUUCUGGAGUGAAUACUAAUGUGAUUACACAAAAUGAGAUCAAUAUAUUCAGGGUAAAUACAAUGAAUUUGAAUAAGGCGCUGAAGAAAUAUUACGGUGAGAAAACAAGCAAUGCGUAUUUAAAAAGUCCGACGCCAUGGGGGGAUUUGUACAAGAAGUACCACUGGGAACAAGUGAAAAAUGUGUUGUCCAUAAAAUCGGCAAGAUUGAAGAGCAUCAACAUGAAGCCAGUGGUUGUCAUGUCGCAGAACUUCGACAACUACUCAAACAAAACGAUAAAAGUGAAUACAGGUUUGAGUCAGACAGUUGAAAACACCUUUUCGACCAGCUGGUCGAAGACCACCGAAUUCACAGUCAGCCAAGAGUUAGAAUACGAUGUGAACGUGAUUUUUGCCAAAAUCACUGGAACGACCGCGUUUUCGUUUACGACUGCAUGGGGAAAGGAUGUGGAGAAGUCUGAAACUAUCACAAUUGGAACAACUACUAAUAUGGAGACGGAAUUGGCGCCAGGACAAGGGUGCACCGCGGUUUUGUCUGCGAACAGGGGGUAUUUGGAAGUUGAGGUGGUGUAUUCUGCAUUUUUGAGGGGAAAUGUGGCUGUGAACUUCAAGAAUGGAUAUAAGGGUCACCAUUUCUGGGGUCCACAAAUCAGCAAGGUCAUGGAGGCUGGUGGCUUGAGGAAUGAGAUCACGACGGUAGAGACGAUCAAGGUUGGAGUGUACGUGGACUCGUCUUUGAAAGUAUAUGACAAGGCUAGUGGGAAACCUCUUUGAAUUAUACAUCAGAGUCUC
This is a messenger RNA of Ostrinia nubilalis (European corn borer), 1013 nucleotides long. RefSeq names its product spherulin-2A-like. The transcript has a single exon. Lineage: Eukaryota; Metazoa; Arthropoda; Insecta; Lepidoptera; Crambidae. The record is from RefSeq and is a predicted model, not a curated record. The coding region runs from base 117 to 995 and encodes 292 amino acids.